Messenger RNA from Arctia plantaginis, 714 nucleotides. The record is from the annotation of a GenBank genome assembly. NCBI's taxonomy places the organism in Eukaryota, Metazoa, Arthropoda, Insecta, Lepidoptera, Erebidae.
AUGGGUAACCAGUUUAAGAACGUGGCGGUGAUCGCCUGCCUAAAAACCUUCCUUUUCAUUUUCAACAUCGUGUUUUGGUUAACUGGCUUGUUGUUGCUAAUCGUUGGACUAUGGGCUGAAUUUGACCUGCACAAAUAUAUGGAACUAUCGCCGGAAUUUUCUGGGACAGCGCCCCAUGUAAUGAUCGGUAUCGCCUGCCUAAUUGUCGUUGUCACCUCUAUCGCAUUCUCCUGCAUCAUCAAAGGCCAGCCUGUUCUUCUAUAUAUCUAUGGUGGAUUUUUGGCUUGUAUCUUCAUGAUGGACGCGGGUGUGGCGGUUGCAGUGUCAUGCUAUCGGGACACUUUUGGGAAGAGCCUACGUGAUGGACUUACGCAGACUAUUAUGAGCGCUAACCAGACAAAGACAAAUUUUGAUUUUACACAGGAAACUUUCCACUGCUGUGGAGUAUCUAAUUACACGGACUGGAUACUACUGUCACCGCAGAAGGUGAUUCCUCGGUCAUGCUGCCUCGACCUACAGAACUGCGUCACAGCAAAUUAUAGCAAAGUCUACCAACGUGGUUGCUACGAGGUGAUCACUGAGUACUUGGAGAAUAACAUGGACAUACUGGUGGGAAUCGCGAUCGGCACAGCCUUCCUACCGCUUAUCGGCACGUUACUGUCUUGUUUUUUAGCCAGUUACAUAAAAAAAUCCAAGUACGACACCGUAAACUAA